Daphnia pulicaria is the source of this 872-nucleotide messenger RNA. RefSeq names its product leucine repeat adapter protein 25-like. Lineage: Eukaryota; Metazoa; Arthropoda; Branchiopoda; Diplostraca; Daphniidae. The record is from RefSeq and is a predicted model, not a curated record. The transcript is spliced from 3 exons. The coding region runs from base 1 to 480 and encodes 159 amino acids.
AUGUCUCUUCCAGGACUUCCUCCAGUGCCGAAAAAUCUAACCCCCUAUCUAGCCAGUCCACCAAAGCAAACCUCUAAGACUCCCACAAUCAACUCUGGUAAAGCGGUUCGACCUCUUCCCCGAACACCUCCUCGUGAACCUCCACCUCCGCCACCCACUACUACUUCUCUCGGAAGAAAGCCUUCGACUCUUGACACGAAAUUAUCAAUUCUUAAAAAGGAGAUGGCUGGACUGAGGCAAGUAGAUAUGCAGUUGAUGAAUCAACUCUGGUCCCUUCAGCAGUCAAUUCAGGAUUUGAAAUGUAUGAUGAGCGCGUCGGAUUUGUCACCCCAGUCGGCCGUAGAUCCUUGGGAACUUAAUCAUCCACAAAACAACGAAGAAUUUUACCGCAGUCCAUAUCGUUUGGGUGCGGUUAAUGAAAACGACCACAUUUCAUCAUCAACUUCCUCCAUUUCGUCUGGUAGUGGCGAAAAACCGUGAUUUUUACCCUAAACGUAGAAGUGUAGUGAAACAAUGGAACGUCAUUUGCCAGAAUGGAUGACCAAAACUAAAGUGAAAGAAACUAGUGAUCGCAAGUCGCCGAGUGCUACUUCUUCGAUUGCGAUGGUGUCGGGGAAAGUGUGUGACCGAAGAAUGGCAUAUUUGAUGAGUCCGUUGGAACUGCAAAUGAUCGCCAAGGAUAUCCUUGGCUUCAAGUGAAAAUGUUUUAUGCUAGUAUGUUAAAUUCCAUUGAUAUUAAUUCCAAUCGGCCAAUUUCUUUCUUUCUAGUGUUGUGUAAUUCGUUUAUUUCAUUCCCAUUGGGUUUCGGUGUAUAGUAUGGUCCCGUGUAACAGGUAUGAAUUGAAACAAAAUAAAAAAAUCUCUGAAGUGUC